Ctenocephalides felis (cat flea) is the source of this 2370-nucleotide messenger RNA. RefSeq lists its product as uncharacterized. The transcript is spliced from 7 exons. Lineage: Eukaryota; Metazoa; Arthropoda; Insecta; Siphonaptera; Pulicidae. The coding region runs from base 1 to 2265 and encodes 754 amino acids. The record is from RefSeq and is a predicted model, not a curated record.
AUGCCGCCCGAAGAGAACAAUUCAAAUCCCGAAUUUUUUUCGAAAGAAACCUACAUGUACCUAAAAGUUCUACCAGAAUUCGCCCUUUUACAAAAAGAACUAGGCUGUAAAACCCGUUUCGACGGCUACGCCAACUGCAUAGCAGCCGGCGAAGAAAACCUGGACGAAUUCGUCCUGAUGGAAGAUUUACGAUCCCAAGGCUUUCUCAUGUUCGAUCGACACCAGAAACUGGAUCUUAACCACGUGGCUCUGGUUAUGCAGGAACUGGGUAAAUAUCAUGCUCUAAGCUUUGCCAUGAAGGACCAGAAACCGGAGUUGUUCAAGAAGUUGGCGGAUUUUAAAGAUGUGUUUUUCGACGGUGUUCUGAAUGAGGGUUUUAAUACUUAUAUCAAUACUUUGGUGGAUAAGGCUCAGAAUACAUUAGAUGAAGAUGAUAAGUGCAGGCAGAAAUUGGAGCAGUUUCGGCAUUUGAGUACACUUGGCACGGAGUUGGUGAAGGGUGCAAAUGCUGAACCUUAUGCUGUUAUCAAUCAUGGUGAUUGUUGGAAUAAUAAUGUACUGUUUCGGUAUAUCGAAGGUAAUUCCCGUAAACCGUACGAAGUCCGCCUCCUCGACUGGCAGAUAUCUCGAUACUCGUCACCAGUCCUCGACCUGGUCUACUACAUAUUCUGCUGCACAGAGAAACAAUUAAGGAAACGACAUUACGAGACAUUCCUGCACAUCUACCACGGAUCCUUAUCUUCGUUCCUGCACGAAUUAGGAAGCGACCCAGAAAAAAUGUUCCCUUACCGAGCCCUGCAGGACCAGCUGAAGGAAUUCGGUAAAUUCGGCAUCCUGAUGAGCUUGAUGGUGAUCCAGGCCAUGGUUAUGCAACCUGAAGAGACUCCUGAUUUGGACGAGGUUGCCAGGAUCAUGGAGGAGGAUCCUGAGAAUAUGAAGUUUAUGGAUCCUUCUGCUGCCAGUGAAGUUAUUUAUAAGAGCAGGAUGAGGGAUAUUAUAAAGGAUAUGGAUAGGUUGGGGUAUAUAUAUCAUUCCGACAAUAAACAAUUAAGUGCUAAUGUCCUAAAAGCAGUCGACACUUUUGUAAAAUCCAACGGAUAUGUCGACCAUACUAUUAAUAUUACAGCGGGAUCAAAACGAGGUGACAAUUACGUCGGCAUAAUCCACAAACUAACACUCGACUGCACCAAAAAAGACGGCACCAAAGACCAGCGUCAUCUAAUAUGCAAAGUUCCACCCUCCAACGCCGCCCGAAGAGAACAAUUCAAAUCCCGAGAAUGUUUCCUACGCGAAAUCUAUACGUACACAAAAAUCCUACCAGAAUUCGCCCUUUUACAAAAAGAACUAGGCUGUAAAACUCGUUUCGACGGCUUCGCCAACUGCAUAGAAGCCGGCGAAGAAAACCUGGACGAAUUCGUCCUGAUGGAAGAUUUACGAUCCCAAGGCUUUCUCAUGUUCGAUCGUCAACAAAAACUAGACCUUAACCACGUCGCUCUGGUCAUGCAGGAACUGGGUAAAUAUCAUGCCUUGAGUUUCGCCAUGAAAGACCAGAAACCGGAGUCGUUCAAGAAGUUGGCGGAUUUGAGUGAUGUGUUCUUUGAUAAUUUUGUGAACAAACAAUUCGAUUUUUAUAUCAAUUCUGUGGUUGAUAAAGUGGUCAACGCUAUGGAAGAAGGUGAUAAGUGCAGACAGAAGUUGGAGAAGUUCAGGGAUUUUAUGACACUCGGAAAGGACUUGGCGAAGGGUGCUAAUGCUGAACCUUAUGCUGUUAUCAAUCAUGGCGAUUGUUGGAAUAAUAAUGUGCUGUUUCGGUAUAUCGAAGGUAAACCGUACGAAGUCCGUCUCCUCGACUGGCAGAUAUCUCGAUACUCGUCACCAGUCCUGGACCUGGUCUACUACAUAUUCUGCUGCACCGAGAAACAAUUACGGAAACGACAUUACGAAACAUUCCUGCACAUCUACCACGGAUCCUUAUCGUCGUUCCUGCACGAAUUAGGAAGCGACCCCGAGAAAAUGUUCCCUUACCGAGCCCUGCAGGACCAGCUGAAGGAAUUCGGUAAAUUCGGCAUCCUGAUGGGCAUGACUAUACUAAACGCGAUGAUUGCUAACCAGGAAGAUAUUCCUGAUAUGGACGAGGUUGCCGAGAUGAUGAAGAACGAUCCGGAUAAUAAAAAGUUUUUGGAACAGGCGAAGGUUAAUGAUGACAAGUUUAAUCGGAGGAUGAUCGAUAUUAUUCAUGAUAUGGACAGACUUGGUUAUAUAUAAAUUUAUACUUUGGCCUCGGGUUGUGUAGAGAUGACAUAGCCUCUGGUCUGUGCAAUAAUACUUAAAAAAUUUUUCCACAGUUUUGCAAAACAAAACUCUCAUUUU